GCCAUUGAAGCUGUCAUGACAGACCUGGGCUGCAAAAAGCCCAGCGACUGCACUGUCUCAAGGCUACUGAGCGUUGUGGAGAGCGAACUCCGGGCUGGGAGAGACAAAGGCGACCCCACUGAGAAACAGCUCCAGGUCAUCUUGGAGGAUGCGACGCUCUGGCAGCGAUUCAGGGAAGUCACUAAUGAAAUGAUCGUGACCAAGAACGGCAGGCGCAUGUUUCCUGUCUUAAAGAUCAGCGUAUCAGGCUUAGACCCAAAUGCCAUGUAUUCCUUCCUGUUGGACUUCGCCCCCACUGAUGGCCACCGCUGGAAGUACGUCAAUGGAGAGUGGGUGCCAGCUGGGAAACCGGAGCCACCAAACCACAGCUGUGUCUACAUCCACCCAGAUUCUCCCAACUUUGGGGCCCAUUGGAUGAAGGCUGCCAUUUCCUUCAGCAAAGUCAAGCUUACCAACAAGCUCAAUGGCAGCGGGCAGAUAAUGUUGAACUCCCUGCAUAAAUACGAGCCUCAGGUACACAUAGUUCGUGUGGGAGGCCCUCACCGGAUGGUGAUGAACUGUUCCUUCCCUGAGACUCAGUUCAUAGCUGUGACUGCCUAUCAAAAUGAAGAGAUAACAGCUCUCAAAAUCAAGUAUAAUCCCUUUGCCAAAGCCUUCCUGGAUGCAAAGGAAAGAAACCAUCCAAAGAAUGCUCCAGAAACAGUCUCCGAAGGUCAACAUAUGACGUAUUCUCACUUGGGAGGCUGGCUGAUUUCCAACCCAGACACAGUAUGUCCGUCGGGAAGUUCUAACUAUCAGUACCCAGGCCCCUUGCCUCUGCCGGCCCCACACACUCCCCAUGGCUGUGAGCGAUACUCAACCCUCCGAGGACAUCGGGCUGCUCCGUACCCACCUUCAUACAUGCAGAGAAAUCACUCGCCUGCAGUGAAUUUGUUGGAGAGCCCCAGCAAUAACCUUCAGGUAUUCCCAGGACAUGACAGCUGGACUUUGCCAUCCUCUCCACAUGCAAAUUUGCUCUCAGUGCCUCACAGCAAAGGAGCUGCUAGCCCUGGGCCCAGCCAUUACCCAUGCCUGUGGACGGUGAGCAGCAGUGCUGUAAAUGUUGCCAACCCAGGCAAGGAGGUGAACAGCAGCCCUUCAAGCACAUUCCUAAGGGGAAAUGUCCCCUUACCCACAGCAUCUUCAUCAGUUCAAAUCCCUCUGCAGGGGACAGUGUCUGGCAGCAUGGAAACACAAGGGGAAACCGCUCUAGCCAGACUAGCUGACUCUGCAUGGACAUUCUCACACUCUUUUUAAUAGACUGAGAGCUCUGAAGUGCCAAGUCAAGCAAAACCAAUGCGAGCAGCAACAGAUGCCUUAGCCUAACAGCUCACAGAAGGGAUGUGUGUGCAGAAAG
This is a messenger RNA of Nothoprocta perdicaria, 1396 nucleotides long. It is a transcript of the gene TBX19, whose product is annotated as T-box 19. Lineage: Eukaryota; Metazoa; Chordata; Aves; Tinamiformes; Tinamidae. Gene Ontology annotation, molecular function: DNA-binding transcription factor activity, RNA polymerase II-specific; RNA polymerase II cis-regulatory region sequence-specific DNA binding. The coding region runs from base 16 to 1296 and encodes 426 amino acids. Gene Ontology annotation, cellular component: nucleus. The transcript has 8 exons. The record is from RefSeq and is a predicted model, not a curated record. Gene Ontology annotation, biological process: regulation of transcription by RNA polymerase II; heart morphogenesis; mesoderm formation.